Molecule: messenger RNA, 2609 nt
Organism: Fundulus heteroclitus (mummichog)
Lineage: Eukaryota; Metazoa; Chordata; Actinopteri; Cyprinodontiformes; Fundulidae
Gene: ubn1
Product: ubinuclein 1
Exons: 13
Coding region: 52-2340 (762 amino acids)
Cellular component (GO): nucleus
Source: RefSeq, a predicted model, not a curated record
UGCAGCAACCUUCGCAUCAAAACCGACGCUGCCGUCCGCGCGUCAGAGAUAAUGGCUGAGUCUCGGAGAAUUCAUCUCACCACUCUGAGCUGCGGCGUCGCUUCGUUUAGUUCCAGCUCACCUCAGGCUGCCCUGCGGGGUCCUGCGGGUGUUCAGGAGGACAAGGCGGCCGGGUCAGCGCGGCCGUCUGUCGUCGAGACCGUGCGGCUGGUUGUCGCCUUGUUUGAGCCUGACAAGAAGAGCUUUCCUGAGUUUAACUACUGUGAGCUGGUGGAGAGGAAGCAAACAGAAGAUGAAGUCCCUCUGACCCGACUUGAACUGGAAGAAAAGAGAGAACAGGAUGAAGCUGCUGCCAUCGCCAGAAAGCUGGAGGAAAAAUAUGGUGACAAACGUAAGAAAAAGGACCGCAUUCAGGACCUCGUUGACAUUGGGUUUGGAUAUGACGAUGAUGAUUCUUUCAUCGACAACUCUGAGGCGUAUGACGAGUUUGUGCCGUUCUCCCUUACAACAAAAUUUGGUGGAUUCUACGUGAAUUCAGGCAUGCUGCACUUUCGUCAGACCUCUGACACAGACACCGAUGACUGCUCAACAGAGGAGGGAAUAUUUGAGCCAGCGAAUACAGGCGGUAAACGUAAACUCGAUGAGGAGCAUGAUAAGCCAAAGAAACGGUGCAAAGCUAUCAGGGAGAUGAAGAGCAACUCAAAACUGAGCACUGUGUCCAAAACAGAGGUGGAUGACUUGAAGGUCAUCCACAGAAACAAACAGAAGAAAAAGGCUGCGAAGAUGCUGAGCGUCACCAGCAUGCUGAAAAAGUUUCAGCGAGAGAAGGAAACGGAGCGGCAGAAGGCAAAUCAGAUGCAGUCUGUCGUUCCUGACGCGACCCCAGCCUCCCUGUUCCAGGCAGACGCGGCUGGGGGAGGCGGUUCUGGUCUAACGGACCCGCUCCUCAGUUUGAUCGGCUCCACUAACGACCACGCUCUGAUCCAAGCAGCCAGCACAGUGGACUUUGAUAUAGACUUGGACUCUUUGUUAGAAGUCAGCGAAGAGAAUUUGUCACCAAAAUCUCUUCCUCAAACGGCUGCUGAAACGCAGCUCAUCAAAGCCAGAUCCGAUCUUCAGAUCCAACACGACAUUCAGUCAGAAGCUGAACCCCAACUCUUAACGGGAAAGACCAACCAGCUGCCGAAGCCUCACUCAGAGCAACUUCAGCUGCAGGCAGAAGCCGGUCCUGUGGCACCGUCUCAGAGCGCCCCUCUGCCUGAGGGUCUUCCCUUGGAGCUGGAAGAAAGCGUUAGGACUCUCGUGAUGGCUGCCAAGACAUUGGAGGGGGAGUCAAAACUCAAGUUCUUCAGCCCAGAUAUCAACUCAAUUCUGCUCGAUAUUGAGCUGCAGUGUCAGGAACAGAGCAGCCAGCUUCGCUCAAAGCUCUACAAACACCUGUCCUCCUUCAUGCCCUGCAGCAAAGAUACUCUGAUGAAACGAGUAAAGAAACUGCUCGUCACACACGAAGAGGAACUUCUUGGUGCAGAAGAUCCACUGCAGAAACUUAAUGAGGCCAUUGACAGAUCAAUGCCUGAGCAGAUGGCGCGUUUUCAGGAAAGUUGCCAGGCCUAUGAGCAGGCCAAGUCUUUAAAGGUAACGGAGGAGGAAAACAUGGAGGAGAAAAGUAGCAGAAAAGGUGUUCCAAAGAAGUUGUUCCAGUGGAAUCAGGAGAUCAGGGAUUGCUUGGAUCUCUUUUUGAAAGGGCAAUUGGAGAAAUGUCAAAAUGAGGGGAAAGAAGGGCAGGAACUUGAGGAGUACCUGAAAACUGUGCUUGACAAUGAAGUGAAAUCACUUUGGCCUAAAGGAUGGAUGCCGUUAAGAGUGCUGAUGAGGGAGAGCAGGAAGUUGUCAGGUCUCUUCUCACUGCCAGUAAACAAAGCCAAGAGCUUUCAAGCUGAAAAGCGUCAGUCUUCUGUUGGUGGGGCUUCCAAAGCUACAGAUGGGUGCAGGAGUCUUCAGGGAACCGAAGAACAGAAGUUUGAGUCGGGUGUUUCUGUCUCGUCGCCCUCAAAGGCAGACAAACCUGCAGCCAUCGCCACAUCUGCUCCUGGACGUUCCCUCCUGGAUAUCCUUGCUGAGCAGGCGCUGGCUCUUGAGCAGCCCCAUGCACUUUCCAGGGACUACUUGGCGACGGCUGUUUUCAAGCCCUGGAGCUUUGGGAUGGAAGACAGAAGUCCUCCUCCACCACCCCACUCCAGCCCAAUCAAUUUCCCUGAAAGUCAGGUCGUUUUGCCCCAGCUGUUGCAGGUUGGAGACGGGAGAUCUUUUGGAGCCUCCCAACUCCAAAACGGACAGUAGAGGUAAUUUUCAUAUAAAUGUAAAAUGCCUGAGCCUCCUGUUAAUCUAUAGUAAUUCCUGAGGGUUUAUUGGAGCCCAGUCAAAGCUCUUAAAGAUGAGAUGACAGUUAAAUGGCUUUGCUGUCCUAAAUUGGACAUUAUGCACGUUUGUCCCUGAUCUUCCAGCGCUGUUUCUAAUUUUUCCUUAUUAAAAAUAAAUAAAGCUGCAAAGAAGUUUUAUCCCAGGCUGAAUGUUGAAACCUACUACAGAGCAACGUCAAGCUACAGUUG